GGUUACAGUUUUUAUUAUUGGAGGCUGAAGAAGUAACGUUUUACUGAAAGGAGUGUAAAACUUGGUGUGCCUGAGGUGAUCAAGGUCACUUGAAAUUGGUUUUUUUUGUAUGAACAAGCAGGAAAAUGCGUAUUCAAGACUGACUUAAUUAAAGUUCUGGUGUUUAGCUAUGGAAAGCCCACAGAUAAACUUCCCUCUAGGUCUAGUUUCAGACCAAAAAAGGAGUGGGAUCCAAGAGGAUGGGAGUCCUCCAUUAAAAAAAGCGAUGACAGAUACACAUGUAAGUAGCAAAGUACGAGUUGCGAUAAAUAAAUUGCCAACAAUAAAGAAGGAAAACUUGGACGAAUAUGACGAAACUCCUGUGGAGGCUGAUGCGGAAGCCGCCAAGCCAAACAGUACUUCGCUAUGUGAGCCUUUGAAUUUAAAUCCAGGUUUGAAACACACGUUGGCACAGUUCCACUUAAGCAGCCAGAGUUCACUGGGUGGACCGGCAGCUUUUUCAGCUCGUUAUUCCCAGGAAAGUAUGUCGCCCACUGUCUUCUUGCCUCUUCCGUCGCCGCAAAUACUUUCUGGCCCACUGCUCAUUCCUCCGGACAGCUCCACAGAACUCACCCAGACUAUGCUGGAGGGGGAAUCUAUCUCUUGUUUUAAAGUCGGAGGAGAAAAAAGACUUUGCCUGCCUCAAGUGUUGAAUUCAGUUCUCCGAGACUUUUCGUUGCAACAGAUCAAUACAGUGUGUGACGAACUGUACAUCUACUGCUCAAGGUGCACUUCCGACCAGCUUCAUAUUCUGAAGGUUUUGGGAAUUCUUCCAUUUAAUGCUCCAUCCUGUGGGCUAAUUACGCUGACUGAUGCUCAGAGACUAUGCAAUGCUUUACUACGUCCUCGCACUUUUCCGCAAAACGGCAGUUUUCUCCCUGGUAAGAACAGCUUGGCCCAACUGAAAGAGACUGGCAGUGCCUUUGAAGUCGAGCAUGAAUGCCUGGGCAAGUGCCAGGGGUUGUUUGCACCUCAGUUCUACCUUGCGCCGGAUGACCCGUGUAUCCAGUGUUUGGAGUGCUACGGGAUGUUCUCCCCCCAGACGUUUGUGAUGCACUCGCACAGAUCCCCAGACAAGAGGACCUGCCACUGGGGGUUUGAAUCGGCCAAGUGGCACUACUACCUGCAUAUUAACCAAAAAUACCUGGGAACUUCGGAGGAGCGGGAACUGAAGCAUCUCUUGGAGGAAAUGAAGGAGAAAUUUAGCGAGAAAAGUCAGAAAAGAACUCGGUCCAAAGCAGAUUCACAGCAGAGCCUGGACUUGUCGCAGUGGUAUCCAGUUAUCAAGCAAGAAGCAGAAACUGAUCCUCAGCCACCCUCCUUUCUCCAUCCCAGUUACUACCUUUAUAUGUGUGAUAAAGUGGUUGCCCCAAAUGUAUCUCUUGCAUCACAAUAUAAAGAUGUUUCAAAAACAACAGUCAAAGCUUCAGAAGUAAUUAAAUACUCACCUGGACAGUCAGAGAAGAAGCUCAGUAGUGGAAAGCACAAAAAAGCUGCCUCCUAUCCAGAGCUUUCUCUUGAAGAACAGGAAAAAAUUGACUUGAAAACUGGUGUGGAGCAGCAUAAACGUUUAGAUCCAGCUGUCUCAACUCGUUCUGCAAGAGGUGGAAAAUCUGAACGUAUUUCUUCCAAAAUCGCUAGAGAUGCUAGCCGAGUUGAAGUGGGAAAUGACGCGCGAACCUUGUCCCCCACUCUCAUGAAAGACAUCAGCUGCGAAGAUGACAAGGGGAGGAUCAUGGAAGAAGUGAUGAAAACCUACAUGAAACAGCAAGAAAAACUAAAUACUAUUUUGCGGAGGAAACAGCAGCUUCAAAUGGAAGUGGAAAUGUUAAGCAACUCUAAAGCUAUGAAGGAAUUAACUGAAGAACAGCAGAAUUUACAAAAAGAACUCGAAUGUUUGCAAACAGAGCAUGCUCAAAGAAUGGAAGAAUUUUAUUUUGAGCAGAGAGACUUGGAGAAAAAACUGGACCAAGUGAUGAAGCAAAAGUGUAGCUGUGACUCCAAUUUAGAAAAAGACAAAGAAGCUGAAUAUGCAGCACAGCUAGCGGAAUUGAGACAGAGAUUGGAUCAUGCAGAGGCAGACAGACAAGAGCUUCAAGAUGAACUGAGACAAGAACGAGAGGCAAGGGAAAAGUUGGAGAUGAUGAUAAAGGAAUUGAAGCUACAGAUCUUGAAGUCUUCAAAAAAUGGGAAAGGAAAAUAGAAAUUGGACGAGGAAGCAUGACUGCGUCCUUCAAACAGGGUGUUUUGGUUUUUAAUGAAUUGUGAGCGGUUCUGUGCGAUGAGAAAAAGUAUUCUCUCCAGAUUUCUAUUUCCCAGACAAGACCAGAUGAAGAUAUACAUAUAUAUAAAUAAAUAGAGAUAGAUAGGUAUACAUUUUUAGAUUUUCCUAACCAAUGAAAAUCUGCAUUUAUUUGUACUGGUGUUUUUCUCAACCAAUGAAAAAUACGAAACUCUUGAUUUAGAGUGACCAGUUUCUGUCUAUUUCUAAUGCACUCUUGAGGACUCUAUCCCUUUUAACAUUGUCUAUUAAAAUAUAUGUGAUGAUCUUUACUUUGCUAUCAAUUGCACAUCCAGUUAUAAAAGUACAUUAAAAACAUUAUGAAUUCUUCAAGGUCAAAAAUAGUUCGGAUUUCAGUGAGAAUUAUAUGUUCUCGACCUGGGGAAAGUAAAGGCAGCUUUUCAUCUGUAAGGUAAUACUCCAAAUCACCACAAUGAUAGAUCAUUGAUCAUCGGAAAGUGAUUUACCAGCGUGAGUUUUUCCCAUAAUUUCAUUGUGUGAAGUCAAGCUGAUCCUAUCAGUAUUUUGUAUUUAACAUCUCGUUAUCAAUCUAGAGAGUUUCAGAGCCAGCAUUUGCUUGCCGUGCUGGAAGAAGGAAACGUUACAGGUUUUUUGUAAAUUAAAAAAUUUACAAUUACAAUGGAAACUUCGCAAAUUAAAAAUUC
Molecule: messenger RNA, 2985 nt
Organism: Opisthocomus hoazin
Lineage: Eukaryota; Metazoa; Chordata; Aves; Opisthocomiformes; Opisthocomidae
Source: RefSeq, a predicted model, not a curated record